AGAAUCUAGAUAAAAAUGAGGGAAGAGGAGAAAUCUUCUGAUUCAGUAAAGAAAUCAGGAAGAUAUACGAUAGUUGGAUUUGAUCUUGAUACUACUGGUAGAAAGCUUGAAGAUGAUAUUUGUCAUAUCGGAGGAUUCUACAGAAGUCAGAAGGGAGAAAACGUGACAUAUUCUCAGUACAUAAUGCCCAACAGAACACCAAACCCUGCAGCAAGACAAGCUUUUAGCAUUCGUGUUGUCAACAUUGGAAGAAGCAGAAUACUGAAGGACCUAAGCACAGGCGAGGUGUUAAAAACUAAAACAGAAAUUUCUGGAUUAAAGGAUUUUUUGAACUGGUUGGAAAAGGCAGGAGCUGGAACAGACGGUGUAAUUCUUACCUCUCAUGAACAGGAUCGUAAGAUUUUAGUUCCUCUGUUCAUUAAAUCUCUUGAGAGGUCUCACCUCCUGCAACAGUGUUCUGAUAUUAUAAAAGGAUUUUGUAACUCUACUGAUGUGAUAUCUUCAAUUUCUAACAAGGAGCUAAUUACUUCUCUAUCUCUCCGAUCCUUGUGUAAAACUGUUCUCCGGGAUACGAACCUUCCAACCUCUAGAGCUGUUCAUAGAUGUCAACGAGUUAUUGAGAUAUUAUACAAACUGUCCGACCCUGAAAUCCAAAGCAAGGAAAAAAUUCCUUCACAGGAUCAAACAGAAACUAGAGAAACUUCAACCUCAGCGGAAACAGAAACUAGAGAAACUUUAACGCCAGCUGAAACAGAAACCAGAGAAACUUCAACGCCAGCUGAAACAGAAACUAGAGAAACUUCAACGCUAGCUGAAACAGAAACUAGAGAAACUUUAACGCCAGCCGUAACAGAAAGUAAAGAAACUUCAACGCCAGCUGAAACAGAAACUAGAGAAAAUUCAACGCCUGCUGAAACAGAAGCUAGAGAAACUUCAACGCCAGCUGAAACAGAAAGUAAAGAAACUUCAACGCCAGCCGAAAUAAAAACUAGUCCAACCAUGUCUAGUCUAGAAACUACAGGUUUAACCGAACCACAACAAAAGAAACUUCAAGAAUCUAUUUUAUUGUUCGUCACCACCCUAGAGGAAGAAAGAGAAAACCUGUGUAAACUUGAAAAGACUGAUAAAAUACAGAGCACGCUGCGACCUGUAUUUGAGGAUAGGUUAGGAGAAGGAUGGAAGGUUCGAGAGAGAAUGUUGAGAAUCAGACGAGCCCUGGCUGAAGCAAAUGUUGGAUACAAGAAACUAGAAGAGAGCCGGAGAUCAGGGAAACUGAACCAGGUUUUGGAACCGGUCAAUCUACAGGAGGAAGAGAAGAAUGAGCUGCUCAAAAUUCUAGAGAAACAUUUUAAAGGAAGUUGCAAAGUUCACUAAGAUUUUCCUAAUUUUCGAGUCCAUCCUAGAAUUCGACGGUUUCCAGUCUCAAUUCCAUACAAUCCUCGGUAGAUGAUUUCAUGGAACCUGGAUAAUUGUUUAAUUUGGAACCCUUGAUUCCUGUAAUGAGUAGUGAGCUCCCACUCACAAAUAUAUAGAGUCUUUGAUUUGAUUUGAUUAAAUCGAUAUUGAAAGCAUUAUUUAAAAUACUCUAAAUGAAUUAUCUCAUAGAUGUGAUGUUUUUAUACUAUUACUAGUUGCCAUAAAAAAACUCAAUAAAAUGUCGGUAUAAAAAAAGAUU
Messenger RNA from Eurytemora carolleeae, 1675 nucleotides. RefSeq names its product maternal protein exuperantia-1 (gene exu). The transcript is spliced from 14 exons. Gene Ontology annotation, molecular function: RNA binding; protein homodimerization activity. Lineage: Eukaryota; Metazoa; Arthropoda; Copepoda; Calanoida; Temoridae. Gene Ontology annotation, biological process: bicoid mRNA localization. The record is from RefSeq and is a predicted model, not a curated record. The coding region runs from base 16 to 1374 and encodes 452 amino acids.